AUGCUUCCGACACGUCUACUCGCCACACGAACGUACUCCACAGCUUCAAACCGCUUUCGGGUGGUAGAAGUAGGCGCCAGGGAUGGUCUUCAGGCCGAAAAGAAGUUCGUGCCCACUGAAGUGAAGGUAGAACUCAUCGAUCGCCUAUCUGCCUGUGGAUUCUCAACAGUAGAGACCACGAGCUUCGUAUCACCGAAAUGGGUACCCCAGAUGGCGGAUCAUAAUGAAAUUGUGAAGAAACACAAGAGAUUCAACGGCGUUUCCUAUCCAGUGUUGGUUCCCAACGCUGCUGGACUCAAAAAUGCUCUCGCCACUGGAGUCGUCGACGAGAUCGCUGUCUUCGGAGCCGCCUCAGAUGCAUUCUCCUUGAAAAACGUUAAUUCCAACGUAGAAGACAGUCUGAAGAAGCUUUUAGAAGUCACUAAAAUCGCUUUGGAGAACAAGAUUCGUGUUCGAGGAUACGUGUCAGUGGUUGUAGGAUGUCCGUAUUCUGGAGACGUCAAGCCAGAAGUCGUGGCAAGAGUGGCCGAGACACUUUUGGAAGCCGGAUGUUAUGAGGUGUCGCUAGGAGAUACGAUUGGAGUUGGAACAGUGAAAUCCGUAGGAAAAAUGCUGGAUACCGUGUUGAAGAGUGUGCCAGCCAACAAGCUAGCGGUCCACUUCCACGACACCUACGGUCAGGCGCUUGCCAACGUCCUUGUCUCCAUCGAAAAAGGAAUCCGAGCCGCUGAUUCAUCGAUUGCCGGCCUCGGAGGAUGUCCCUAUGCGAAAGGAGCCACUGGCAACCUGGCCACAGAAGAUUUGCUGUACUUUUUGAAGGGAAAUGGAUUUGAGACUGGCGUCGAUUUGGAGAAAGUUGUGGAGACGGCGAAAUGGUUCAAUUCGGCAGCUGGCUAUGAUAAAUGGUCCCGGGUUGGAAGAGCCAUCUCGAAUAAGAUGGAGGCGGCAAAGUGCUGA
Caenorhabditis briggsae is the source of this 957-nucleotide messenger RNA. Gene Ontology annotation, biological process: L-leucine catabolic process; ketone body biosynthetic process. The record is from RefSeq and is a predicted model, not a curated record. Gene Ontology annotation, molecular function: hydroxymethylglutaryl-CoA lyase activity. Lineage: Eukaryota; Metazoa; Nematoda; Chromadorea; Rhabditida; Rhabditidae. The transcript is spliced from 4 exons. Bases 1 to 957 code for a protein of 318 amino acids.